Messenger RNA from Marchantia polymorpha subsp. ruderalis, 753 nucleotides. The record is from the annotation of a GenBank genome assembly. Lineage: Eukaryota; Viridiplantae; Streptophyta; Marchantiopsida; Marchantiales; Marchantiaceae.
UAAGUGAGUGAGAGCUACAUUGUGAAGGCAUAUCGUCCAUCUUGGAAAGCUGAUUUACUCACGUCGAAAUCUGUUCUUCGAUUCAACAGGAGAAGAAAAGUUAUGGGGUGGAGAAAGCUCGUCCUCUUCUGUGCAUGUCUCCUCCUUCUUCAGUUUGCCAUGGGCAGUUUUGCCAACGCUUUACCACAAGAAGAAGGCCUAUGGGAUCAUUUGAAACCAAGGCAAGGUAAAGGAUGUUUUAUUCCUCUAUGCUGCUGCAAACCCCAUUCUGGUUGGUUGUGCGGCUUCAAGCCCUGGUGUUGCUGCUAACAAGGACCAUCAAGAAGACGUCCACAAGUCCACAAUAAGACCCAUAUCAUGACAAUGUCCACAUACUGAUCUGCCAUUGGUAGGAUAACUAAAUAAACUGCAAGCGUAGAUGAUGAUCUUGACAGCUGGACAAGAUCAACACUACACCGAGUAGUAUAUAUAUAAAGUAAGAGUAGAUACGAUCGAUAUAGGAUUAAUUUGAUGUUCAGAUGCUCUAAGGUUGAAAUGAAGUGAGAUUGUAGCACACUCUCAUGUGCUGGUGUGAAUAAACUGCAUAGACGUUGCCUAGUCAUCAGAGAUGUGUAGAGCCAUACACGCCUUCAUCAGAGCUUGAUGGCGAUACAAAUUUGAGAUUUGUUCAAGAGUCUAAUGUGAUAGGCUUGAUGUAGUUGUAUCUUCUCCGCAAUGUGUAAGAAGAUAAUCAUUUGCACAGUUUAAAGUUGC